Cylicocyclus nassatus is the source of this 370-nucleotide messenger RNA. Lineage: Eukaryota; Metazoa; Nematoda; Chromadorea; Rhabditida; Strongylidae. The record is from the annotation of a GenBank genome assembly.
CAAGCGAUACGAGUUCUCUCGUAGCAGCAGCAUGAGGCCUUACCGUACUUGGAAACAGCAAUUCAUAAGCGAUCGAUGUUGCAGCGAAAAGGAAUUUCUCAAAGAAGUGCUCAUUGCUGCGACCCCUCACAUACUUCUCAACUUGUUAUUGAUCUCCUAUCUCAUUUUUGGUGCGGUCUUUAUGCGUUAUGUCGAUGAAAGCGUUUGGAAAGAAGGCUUCCAACCAGCUCUGCUCUUCACUUACACAACAAUCAUGACUAUCGGUUAUGGUAGCAUUUACCCCACAACCACACAGGGAAAAAUUUGUUGCGUUGGUUACUGUGUCAUUGGUAUACCGCUAAUCUUCUUGGUAUUAUCAAAUAACGGCUAA